This is a messenger RNA of Eupeodes corollae, 1314 nucleotides long. RefSeq lists its product as uncharacterized. The transcript has a single exon. The record is from RefSeq and is a predicted model, not a curated record. Lineage: Eukaryota; Metazoa; Arthropoda; Insecta; Diptera; Syrphidae. The coding region runs from base 1 to 1314 and encodes 437 amino acids.
AUGGCUGAAUUAAAGUUGCGGUCGAGUGCUGCUACAUCUAUUUCGAAGCUUGUGAAGAAAUUGGAAGCUGGAGAGUUGGCAGAGCUAGAUCUAGCUAUGAAGCGUGCUACUUUGGACAAUUUAGGGAGCCAUUUCACAAGGUUUGUAGAUGCACACUUUUUGUUGGUGGGUAGAGCAAAGGAAACAGAGAUGGAAGCGCACUCCACUCUGUUCGAAGAGGUCGAGGACAAAUAUACAAAGGUGAAAGCCAUGCUGACAGCUGCAAUUGAUUUGGCUGUGCAGGAGCAGCAGGCAUCUGAAGCCAGUGUGGUGCGCUCGGUUCACGUUCAACAAGGUGAUCUGAAUGAUUUGCGUCUGGAAAAAAUUGUUAUCCCAGAAUUUAAUGGCGAAUUCAAUAAAUGGAUUGCGUUCCGAGACAUGUUUGAGGCAAUGGUCCACUCAAAAGAGCACCUUUCGACAGCUGCCAAAUAUACGAGGCUGAUGAGAGCACUAAACGGCUCAGCUGCUCAGGUGUUAGCUGGUUUUCUACCUACCGAUGACAAUUACGAAUCGGCAUGGCAGACGUUGAAGGCUCGGUAUGACAACGAUCGUCUGAUUGUGUCCGCCCAUUUGAGUAUAUUUCACAAUAUGGACUCUAUUGAGAAGGAGACAAAUACAGGCUUGCGUCGAGUGGUGGACAUAACGAACGAGACCACACGUUCAUUGGCAGCUAUGAAACGGCCUGUCGAGAAGUGGGAUGAUAUUCUAGUCCACAUUCUAGCUUCAAAACUUCCAAGGGCAACGAUUAUAAAUUGGGAAAUGCAGUUGAAAGGAACUGAACUUCCCAAAUUGGCAGAGUUACUAGUAUUCAUCGAAGGCAAAGCACGAGGUCUCGACCAUAUGGGAAGCGCUAUGAAUGAUAGAACGUAUAAUUCAGGCAAUAGCGUCAACAAACGAUUAUCAUCAACUCCUAAGGCGCAUGUGAGCACAGGCUCGGGCGGUGCUUCAAGGCUGACACGAACUAAUUUACCAUCUGCAGGUCAUGGUCAUUGUUACUAUUGCAAUGGUGAUCAUUACAUCGGACGCUGUCCGAAUUUGGAGGCGCUUUCAGCAGCAGAACGUUUUGGUAAGGUUAAAGAUUCUAAUCUUUGUUACAAUUGUCUCACUCCAGGUCAUGCGACGCGAGUGUGUCUUUCUAAACAUCGAUGUGGAAAAUGCCAGGGUAUGCAUCACACAAUUCUUUGUCGCACUGUGACAUCAAAUCAGUCGUUAUCCAAUAAGACUCCAACGGCUGGUGCUUCUACGGUGGCAUCUCCACCGCAGACUUUAGCAUGA